CGUGUAGGCUUUUAUUGUGAAGUUUGAUGACCUGGAAGUAGUUAGACACAGCUGUAGACAUCGCUUCACCUGCUUCCACCUUCAACCCUGAAUAUGUGAAUAUGUGGUCCUUUUCAUCAGCAUGGAGGCGGACUCAUUAGUGUAAGGUUUCCUACAGCACUGUGCAUCGACCCCCUUACGUGUGACGCAUCGUCCCGACUGCAGCUCCACCAUGAACACAAAAUCAUGUGUGAUUCUGCUCCGCCUCUCCAGGAUGGGGUUCAGACUGUGUGCAUCCAAAUCCCCUCGCUGCGGUGUUGGAGCCUUGAGUUUAACAACGGUGACUUCCACUUGUCUUCCAAAUAUCUCAUCCUACUCGCCUGUACCCUGCAGUCACUACUACUCCAGCAGCGUCAAGGUGCGCCCCUAUCUUCAGUACAUGAAACGCAAGAUCAUACCCCUUCCCAGUCCUCCGUACAGUCACGUGUGCCAGGUAGGGGACCCAGUGCUGCGUUCACAUGCAGCUGCCGUUGACCCUGCAGAUAUAACAGGCCCUGACGUGCAAAAGGUCGUCAGCACUAUGGUGAAAGUGAUGCGGAAACUUGAGUGUGUGGGACUGAGUGCGCCUCAGAUUGGGGUGCCCCUCCGCAUCCUGGCCCUGGAAUAUCCCGAGAAGAUGUGGAAAGACAGUUCGCCUGCAUCAAGGGAGUUCCUUGGUCUUUCCAUCCAGCCCCUGAGGAUCUUUAUCAACCCCCAGCUGAUGGUCCUCGAUGGACGGACGGUGCCCUUUCAAGAGGCCUGUGAGAGCAUCUCGGGCUUCUCUGCCACAGUUUCACGCUACGUGUCUGUGGAAGUGUCUGGUCUGAAUGAGAAGGGUGAAGCCGUCACGUGGCAGGCCAGCGGCUGGCCAGCUCGUAUCCUCCAGCACGAGAUGGACCACCUGGAUGGGGUGCUCUACAUCGACCGUAUGGACAGCAAGACCUUCAUCAACAUCAACUGGCAGGCACACAAUGAAUAGAGGAUCCUCAGGACAGACCACAAGCAUUUACAUAAGAAGCUACUGAUGACAUGCAGUGAUUUUAAGUUUUACUCCACACAACAUUGUGUUGAAAGCUUCGACAUCUGCUGUUUUGAGCACAAUGUGUCUGCUUAACCUUUCAUGUGGAAAACCUUCUGGAUUGCAGAAAGUGAUGCAUUUUGGUAUCUGGUUCUGGAUGGAAUAACAGCUCAGUAUCAGGGUCAUCGUGAACUGCUUCAACUGAAAAUCCAUCAGUAGAAGUGUUUUUGUGAUUGCUCGAAGCUGCAGUCUUGCAGUAUAUCACUUUAAAGUGCAAGCCAAGGGAGCCAUGUUCUGUGGACCUCAGGUCUAUGUUUGAUGAAUAAAGAGGCCAAUGUGUUCAUGAUAAAA
Messenger RNA from Sebastes umbrosus (honeycomb rockfish), 1387 nucleotides. RefSeq names its product peptide deformylase, mitochondrial (gene pdf). The transcript has 3 exons. Gene Ontology annotation, molecular function: peptide deformylase activity. Gene Ontology annotation, biological process: peptidyl-methionine modification; N-terminal protein amino acid modification. Lineage: Eukaryota; Metazoa; Chordata; Actinopteri; Perciformes; Sebastidae. The coding region runs from base 212 to 997 and encodes 261 amino acids. The record is from RefSeq and is a predicted model, not a curated record. Gene Ontology annotation, cellular component: mitochondrion.